AUGGCAGAUAUUACCAAUUUGUUCAAAGCCACAGUCAAAGCUAUCAGGUCUAGAAAUAAAGCACUGAACGAAGCCCCUACAGAUGAAGGUUCUAGAAAUAUACUCAAUAAAAAACAAGAGAGUGACUUCGAAUCUAAGGCUAGAAAUCUGAUGAAGACAAUAACAAAACUGAGGGACUUUUUACUGGAGAACAGAAAGGAGUAUGUCAAUUCAGGGAGUUUAUUAUCAAACGGUGGGUCUGGUAUGUCAGAGGCGGACAGGGACCAGAUUGAUGCAUACUCACAAGGCAUCAUCAGAUCUUGCAGGGAGACUAUUAUUAUGUUUCGUGUUGAAACUGAUCGUCAGAAGACGCAUCCUCAAGUCAAGGAGCACAGAAAUGCCGUUAUGAUACUUUUGGAGUCUUAUUUAAAAGAUGUUUGCAAAAUUUAUAGUGAACAGCAGGCAGUCAGAGUUACAAGGAUUAUCAACAGAAAAAGAAUCUCCAGACUUGAGCCAGAGAGGAAGCACAACCAUUUGACCAGGUAUCAGUUAAAGAAGGACAUGAAUAUUGCCCAGAACCUGCAGUCUAGUGGAGAUAAGGAUAACAGUGCAGUUGCAGGUAGUUCAGAAAAGCAGAAAGCACAGCCUGCUCACCAGCAGUUGGAUGAGAGAUUAUCAUUUGAUGUUGAUAGUGAACUCACACCAGAAGAAGCCCAGCUGUUUGAACAAGAAAAUAAAACUUUAUAUGAACAGAUGAACAGCAUGGUUGAAGAAGUAAGGCAAAUAGAGGGUCAGGUAGUUGAAAUAGCGAAACUGCAAGAAAUUUUCACUGAAAAAAUACUUGAGCAGGAUGUUCAGAUCAACAGCAUUGCUAACACAACAGUGGGAACAACAGAAAAUAUUAAAGAUGCUAAUGAAGAAAUUCGAGAGGCUAUCAAGAAAAAGGCAGAGUUUAGAGUUUACAUUCUAUUUUUCCUUGUUGUGUGUUCACUUUCCUUACUGUUUUUAGAUUGGUACAAUAAGUAA
Candidula unifasciata is the source of this 1005-nucleotide messenger RNA. NCBI's taxonomy places the organism in Eukaryota, Metazoa, Mollusca, Gastropoda, Stylommatophora, Geomitridae. The record is from the annotation of a GenBank genome assembly.